This is a messenger RNA of Besnoitia besnoiti, 5925 nucleotides long. RefSeq lists its product as uncharacterized. Bases 1 to 5925 code for a protein of 1974 amino acids. NCBI's taxonomy places the organism in Eukaryota, Apicomplexa, Conoidasida, Eucoccidiorida, Sarcocystidae. The record is from RefSeq and is a predicted model, not a curated record. The transcript has a single exon.
AUGACGGGCUCGUUCCACGGGCUGCAGUCGAGGCCGCGCCUGCACCGAGUCUCUAGCGGGGCGCAGCGACCGCAGUGUUGCCGCCGGCAGAGGCGACGGGGCCCAGCGAGAAUCCGAGGCCGGGGCGCCGACCGCCGAGCGUGCCGCUGGAGCGCAGCCGCGCCCGCGUCCGCGGCUUGGUGCACCAUCUGCUGCGGCACGGCUUUGCAGGCGACCGCCUCUGUGGGUUCGCUUCUGCCGUCUGCUCCGCAGCCGCGCCCUCUCUCUGCGCGUGCCUUGUCGUGUUCGUGCGCGCUUCCUCCGGACCCCCCGCGGUCGCCGCUGCAAGCUCCUCCAGCGGCGGAUCCCGACGAGGACGACGACUUGCCGCUGCAGUCCCUGACACCCCGCACUUCGUUGAGGCCCUUUUCCAGAAGGUCGGCGAGCCCGGCGCCGCCGCGGCCUGCGCGCGCCGCCGCAGACUGCGAGGCGCCGCCGUGGCCUGCGCGCGGCUUCCACGGCGCGGCGCUUCACGGUGCGCCGCUCUUCGACGGCUUCUUGGGCAGGAGCACAGGCCAGCCGCCCGCGCGAGAGGAGACUGCGCCCUCUGCACGCGCUCCGCAGAGGGCCUUCGUCGCGGCCGCUCCCUUCGCUUCGCCCCAGCGUGCGCCGUCUCUCGCCGCCGCCGCGCCGUCUCCCUCGGGCGCCGAGCCCGAGGGCGACGCCCGCCGCCCAUCGCAGGGAGGCAUCGGAGAACGUGGAAGGCAGCAGGCUGGAGCUGCGCGCGACCUCGGCGCCCAGAGUCAGUGGAGCCCCGCGGGCGCCUCGACUUCCCCCGCCACAGGGCGCGAAGACGGCUGGGCCUGCCGCCAGGUGCGCCGCCACGGGCACUCGCGAGGAGGCCGCGCAGGGGGCGGAGACCUGCUGGAGGCCCGUGGGGACUCCUGCGAGAGGCGAGACGACGCGACGGGUGCCGCGGCUGCGGAGAAGUGCUCCGCGAGUGAAGGCGAGGGCAAAGCAGCCAGGGCAAACGAAGCGCAGACCGGCUUGUGGCGCUCUCUCUACGGGCGCCAGCACCGGCGACGCGCGGGCGAAAGCGACGCUCGCGGGGGGGCCGCGGAGCCCCAGCGCAGAGGGAGAGGCCGGUGGUCGCUCUGGGCUGCGCUCGCUGCGGAGGAAUCCGGCAGCGACGACGAAGAAAGAAGCGAGGCUUCCUGGUCGGAGUUCUUGGAAGACGAAGAGCGCCGAGCGCGCGGAGACGCGCCGCGCACCGAAACGCGCACAGAGACUCGCAUGGCUUUCGAGCCCCUUGGCGCGCAGGAAGCCGACGGCCGAGGCGGGUGCGAGGAGAGACACUCGCCAGAAGGCGGCCGCGGAGAUCCAAACGGCGGGACGCUCUCCUUCGUCGUGCAGCCGCUUCAGCCGGGCAAACCGUCUGGCCGUCCGGUUGGCGGCGAAGGCGCCCCGAGGCCCGAGGACGCAGGCGGCUGCGAGUCAGCCCCGCGCGACCGAGAGUGGAUAGCUUCUCGUCCGCCGCUGCCCUUUCUUCCGCCUGCGGCCCCUCCCGUCUGGCGGGCGCAUGCUUCACGAGAGGCGCAGAUGCUCCUACACUGGCACCACUGGCUGUACUGGCGGGCUCUCCAGGGCUACGCCGAGAGACCGUGGAGCCUUGGGGGGCCGGUCCCGCCCAUCGCCGCCCGGGCCCCGCCCGAGGCGGGGACUGCGCGACCCCCCGAGAGCGUGGCUGGGCGCGAGCGGCUGGCGGGCGCAGGCCGCGGAGGGAGGGCGCAGGCAGGCCCUCCCGCGCGAGGAGAGUCCGGGGAGGACUCCGCGGAAGAAGAGCUCGAGCGCCUGUUUUUCGGCGAGCCGCGCGGCCGCCGCAGAGCCGCGCGCGCGCGCGAGAGGGCGGAGAGAGUAGAGCAGGCAGCUCACUCGAAGAGGGAGGUAGAGGCUGGCAGCACGGGCGAAGCCGCGUCGCGAGAAGCUCCAGGUCUUGGACAGGCAGACAUGGCCGCGCCUCAGCGUCUUCCUGUCGGGUCGGCGCUGGGCUGCCUCCCCCAACAACCUCGCGACCCUUCUUCCUUUCCGUCGCACCGUGUCCCUUCGCUCUCGUCGAGGCCUGCCUCCGACCCUGCCUGCCUCUACGCGCCUCCUCUCUCCGCGGCGUCCUCUCCGCCACCGGGCUUGUCCCACGUCCCCUCUGCCGGCGCUCCCUCCUCAGCGGCGGCCGAGGUCUACGGGCGCCCCGGGGCGUCUGCAGCGCCGCCUCUCUGGCAGCCGUACCUGCCUCCACCGUUGCCUUUCUUCCCGGCGGCGGCUCACUCUGUCCAUGGGGCGCCGCCCGCUGCCGCAGCGUUCUGUUCUCAGCCUCCCUCCGCCCGCGCGUCGCCCUCUCCCGACGCCUCCUCGUCGUCUUUUCUUCUGCCUCAUCCGCUCUUCGGGGGUGUGGCACUACCGUGGGUCGGCCCUCCCGGCGCCGCCGCGCCUUGCACGGGGGCGGGCCUGGAGCGACAUGCAGCCGAGGGGUCGGGGGCUGCGCCGCCUCUGGGCACUAGAGCCCAGAGGCCCGGGUCUCUGACCGUGGUCGCGGCGCGCCGGGCAAGCGCCACCGCGCCUGGGGAGGGGUCCGCACCUCAGCCGUCGAAGCCCCGCGAGAGCCACCGACAGGCAGGUUCGUCUUUCCGCUCCUCUCUGUCCUCGUACCUGUUUCCCUGGCCGCAGCGGAAAGCCGAGGGCACUCGCGACGCCGCGCGGCCGGAGGCCCUCGGUGCCUCCACGCCUCACGGCUCCAAAUGGGGCGCCGAAGACGCCGUCGGAGCGGGGUCCGCGGGCGCGGCGCCCAGCCCGGCGCGGUCGACGACUCCCUCCGAGACGUCGCUCGCAGGCGCCGGCUGCGACGGCCGGACGCAGGCUCAGGGAGAAGGGUCUUCGUCCUCCAUCUCCUCUUCGUCGAUCUCUUCGUUCUCCUCGCGGUCGCUCGGUUUCGCCGAGCGAGCCGCCCCAUCGAACGGACCCGAGGAGGGAGAGCGGCGACUGCAGGCGGAGGGCGUGAGUCGAGGAAGGGACGAACAGCGGCCGAAGGAAGCGCCAAUCAUUCUUCCGCUGCCGUCUUGGGCCUCCACUACGGAAGUCCCGGACGCAGAGCGCGGCGGCGAGCGCCUCAGCGGUUCCGAAGACCCAACUCCACGCCGCGGGCGGAAGGCUCCCGGCGACAGCGAGGCAGACCGCGCGGAGAGCGAGCAGGGCGACUACGUCUUAUGGAGUCCGAACGCUUGCGACAAGCGCCUCCUCCGUGCUCUCGAAGAGGCUCAGGCCGACCCGCAUGAGGCCCUCGCGGACGCCGUUGCCUCUGAAGCGCCUAGGCUCCACCCGCCCCCUGCGGGCUCCGCGCCCACGGGCCUACCCGAGACAGGUUUUUCGGCGUCCUGCGGCCUCGAGAAAGACGCAUUGGCGCGCUUGGGACUUUUCCCAGCCUUCCUCUUUGGCGGGCGCGAGGCCGGGCGCAAGGCGAAGGGCCUCGCGGCGCUGCCGCCCGUGAAUGUCGACGUCGACGUCCACAUCAGCGACGCAGCUGACGAGGAGACGACGCUUGCGGCUCUCCCACGGCGAGUGGCGUCGCUGCUGCCGCCCUACGCACCUCAGCGUCUCUUCGCCGGGCGCGCAGCAGGCGAGCGAGCGAGCCCAGACGCUCCCAGAGACGAAGCCAGCUGCGUCUCGACUCUGCAGGGCGAUGAAGACGACGUUUUUGUCAUUGCCGGCGCACCGGAAACUGACGGAGGCUUGGCGAGUGGGAGUCUGAACGCGUUCCUGGGAGGCGCGACAGCGACGGCGGCGCGCUCGGCGGCGAGGCUGCUCACGGGCGCAGCCUGCCAGGAGGCGGAGGUCACCGAACCGCGCAGAAGCAGACACGCAGAAGACAGCCGAGAGAGGGGCGCUCGCGGCGCGGCGGAGUCCGACGCCCGGCUGCGCUCUCCGUGGGCACGGGCGAGGCCGCCACGCAGCGGCACGGAAGCCGCGUCGCGAGCCACCGCGAGCGCCAUCCGAGGGGAUAUGAGCUCGCCGCGCGCCCGCGAAGACUUCGCGGCAUCUGUGCCAGAGACCACAGGAGACUCGCGCAGAGGAGGAGCCUCUGAGCGGCCUACAGAAGCGGCGUGCAGCCUCGAGGCCGAGGCGCUGAAUGGGCGCCCAGGCCUCGACUCCGUCUCCGCCCUCAGCGAAGAAGCGGAAGGAGAGGUUGCCUCUGACGACGCAGCUCAGAUGAGGAGCGACGCGCGACAGGUUCCUUCGCCGCGUUUUUCGUCGUCUCUUUCGCCUGCGGCCUGUCACUCUCCUUUCCCUUUUGUUUAUGAAAGACAGCAGAUGCCUCGCGCUCAGCGCGCGUCGAGUCUGCCGCGGUGCCUGUCGCCACCGCAUUCGCCUUCUCCCCUCGGAGCAGACGCCGAUUCCGCCCUGCCGCGUCGGGUGCCGUGUCCGCCGCGCGGCUCGCGCGCUUCGUCUCGCUCGGCGUCUCCUUCGCGCCGCGCGUUCUUCUCGGCGGAGGCUGCGUCUGGGGCGGGCUCGCUCGUGCUCGACAGCCAGAUGCCUCCCUGCGCGUCUCUGCUUUCUCUCGCUGCAUUCGCGGCGCCUCCGCGAGCUCGAGCCGAAGCAGAAGCGCGCGUGACGGGGGGGCGGCGCGCUGGACACGCGAGAAGCGAGCCCGACGCGGAGAGAAGAGACGACUGGGAGGGCGAACGGAGUCGCAGGCGAGGAGAACCCGCCAAAGAAGAGGAGUCUGCCGCUGAGCAGCAAGCAAAGGAAACAGAAAGAGAAACAGACACAGAGACGGACACAGAGAGGGAGGGCGAAGAGCCGCGGGACGCGGGAGAGACGACUGCGGCGGAAAGCGACUCAGGCGUUCUCGACACGAACGCCUGGCGCGCAGGCGAUUGCGCUGCGGUGCGACCGUCUCCGCAAGGGAUGCGCGCCGAGAUCCAGCGUCGAGAAAAAACGAGGCACGAUGACUGUUGUCGCCUCCGCGCCGCAGAGGAGACCGGACGCGCUCAAAGACACGGCGGCGAAGACGCAUGCGAGGCGGCAUGUGCACCGCUCUCUCCGCCGCGUUCGCCGUCACGUGCGUCUGUCUCCUCCGCCGCCUCGUUGCCCUGGGUUGACGUGAUGCAUGCGGCGCGUUCGCGAGCUCUCGCUGCUGCGUCUGCCGUCCGCCGCGCCGCCGAAGACGCCGCGAAGAAGUCCUUUGCCCUCUCUUCAUCUGCUUUCAUGUCUUCGUCCGCGUCUGCGGGUUUGUUUCGAAAGCGGAGCGAGAAACUCUUUCAGCGGGCGUCGGGGGGUUCGGUGAACUCCGCGGAGGUCGAGGAAGUCGCGCGGCGCAUCCUCUCCGACGGCGACGCCUUCGAGGUCCGCCGGAGGUCUCCCGCGCGGUGCUGCACGGAGGCCGCGGCGUCGAGCGGCGGCGCGUGCGUCUCUUUUGCGAGUGGGGGAAGCGACUUCCACAACUCCUCGAUGCGUCGGGAGGAGACGGCCGGAGACGCGCGCGGCGUCUUCCGUAGAAGCAGCCCCGCGCAGUCUGCGGCGCUGCCGGCUUUCGGGUCGGGUUUCUUGGGCGCGGGGCGAGAGGGCGACAAGCAGAGAACGCGGGCGAAGCAGAUGCAGGACGCGCGACGAACGGCGCUCCACGACAAGCAAUUCCUCCUGAUGCUCCAACAGCAAGUCCUCUGCGAAGACGCGCAGAUCGCUGUGGCCGCGGCCGCCGCCGCGGCGCACCCCGAAGACCGGGGGAGCUGCCGAGAAGGCCCCCGAGGAGGGAGAGGCGGCGAAGGAGAGGCUGUAGACGCCGAGCGGCGCGAUGACUGCCGAGACACGGCCGCGAAAAAAGACGGGGGAGAAUCUUCGACCGGAGGCCGUCAGGGGGCGGAUGCGGGAGGCGACGAGCCGACCCCUAGACUCUAA